This is a messenger RNA of Enhydra lutris kenyoni (northern sea otter), 2800 nucleotides long. Its product is annotated as neuronal PAS domain protein 3. Bases 26 to 2800 code for a protein of 924 amino acids. Gene Ontology annotation, biological process: regulation of transcription by RNA polymerase II. The transcript is spliced from 12 exons. Lineage: Eukaryota; Metazoa; Chordata; Mammalia; Carnivora; Mustelidae. Gene Ontology annotation, molecular function: DNA-binding transcription factor activity, RNA polymerase II-specific; protein dimerization activity; RNA polymerase II transcription regulatory region sequence-specific DNA binding. The record is from RefSeq and is a predicted model, not a curated record.
AGAGAGGAAAAAAAAUAGCAGGAAGAUGGCGCCCACCAAGCCCAGCUUUCAGCAGGAUCCUUCCAGGCGAGAACGUUUACAAGCAUUGAGAAAGGAGAAAUCCCGAGAUGCCGCUCGGUCCCGCCGGGGAAAAGAAAAUUUUGAGUUCUAUGAAUUGGCCAAGCUGUUGCCUCUUCCUGCAGCUAUCACUAGCCAGCUCGACAAGGCCUCCAUCAUUCGACUUACCAUUAGCUAUCUGAAAAUGAGGGACUUUGCUAACCAAGGGGACCCUCCAUGGAACUUGCGAAUGGAAGGCCCUCCACCUAACACAUCAGUCAAAGGGAUACAAUUGUGGAAAUCUGAGCUCUGCAUGAGAAAGACACCAUGUGAAGUUAUAGGUGCACAACGAAGGAGAAGCCCCAGUGCACUGGCCAUUGAAGUAUUUGAAGCACAUUUGGGAAGUCACAUUUUGCAGUCCCUGGAUGGCUUUGUAUUUGCACUAAAUCAAGAAGGAAAAUUUUUGUACAUUUCCGAAACCGUCUCCAUCUACCUAGGCCUCUCACAAGUGGAGCUGACAGGCAGCAGCGUCUUUGACUACGUGCACCCAGGGGACCACGUGGAGAUGGCAGAGCAGCUGGGCAUGAAGCUCCCGCCCGGGCGGGGUCUCCUCUCGCAGGGCACGGCUGAGGACGGAGCCAGCUCGGCAUCUUCCUCCUCCCAGUCGGAGACCCCUGAGCCAGUGGAGUCAACCAGCCCCAGUCUGCUAACCACUGACAACACCCUUGAACGUUCCUUUUUCAUCCGAAUGAAAUCUACUCUGACCAAACGCGGCGUGCACAUCAAAUCGUCAGGAUAUAAGGUGAUUCACAUAACAGGCCGGCUACGACUGAGGGUGUCCCUAUCCCACGGGAGGACCGUUCCCAGCCAAAUCAUGGGUCUUGUGGUUGUGGCUCAUGCCCUGCCUCCCCCUACGAUCAAUGAAGUCAGAAUUGACUGCCAUAUGUUCGUCACUCGAGUAAAUAUGGACCUCAAUAUCAUUUACUGUGAAAAUAGGAUUAGUGAUUAUAUGGAUCUGACCCCCGUAGACAUCGUAGGGAAGAGAUGCUACCACUUCAUCCACGCUGAAGACGUCGAAGGCAUCAGGCAUAGUCACUUGGACCUGCUGAAUAAGGGCCAGUGUGUGACGAAGUACUACCGCUGGAUGCAGAAGAAUGGAGGAUAUAUUUGGAUACAGUCUAGUGCCACCAUAGCUAUUAAUGCCAAGAACGCAAAUGAGAAGAAUAUCAUCUGGGUGAAUUAUCUUCUUAGUAAUCCUGAAUACAAGGACACACCCAUGGAUAUUGCACAGCUCCCCCACCUGCCUGAGAAAACGUCGGAAUCUUCGGAGACGUCCGACUCUGAAUCAGACUCUAAAGAUACCUCAGGUAUUACAGAGGACAACGAGAAUUCCAAGUCCGACGAGAAGGGUAACCAGUCUGAGAACAGCGAAGACCCGGAACCCGACAGGAAGAAGUCCGGCAACGCGUGCGACAACGACAUGAACUGCAACGACGACGGCCACAGCUCCAGCAACCCGGACAGCCGCGACAGCGACGACAGCUUCGAGCACUCGGACUUUGAGAACCCGAAGGCGGGCGAGGACAGCUUCGGCACGCUGGGCCCCAUGCAGAUCAAGGUGGAGCGCUACGUGGAGAGCGAGUCGGACCUGCGGCUGCAGAACUGCGAGUCCCUCACGUCCGACAGCGCCAAGGACUCGGACAGCGCGGGCGAGGCGGGCGCGCAGGCCUCCAGCAAGCACCAGAAGCGCAAGAAGAGGCGGAAACGGCAGAAGGGCGGCAGCGCCAGCCGCCGGCGCCUGUCCAGCGCGUCGAGCCCCGGCGGCCUGGACGCGGGCCUCGUGGAGCCCCCGCGGCUGCUGUCGUCCCCCAACAGUGCCUCGGUGCUCAAGAUCAAGACGGAGAUCUCGGAACCCAUCAACUUUGACAACGAUAGCAGCAUCUGGAACUACCCGCCCAACCGGGAGAUCUCCAGGAAUGAGUCCCCCUACAGCAUGACCAAGCCCCCCAGCUCCGAGCACUUCCCGUCCCCGCAGGGCAGCGGGGGCGGCGGGGGGCUGCACGUGGCCAUCCCCGACUCGGUCCUCACCCCGCCGGGCGCCGACGGCGCUGCCGCCCGCAAGACUCAGUUCGGCGCCUCGGCCACCUCGGCCUUGGCCCCCGUCGCCUCCGACCCGCUGUCGCCCCCUCUCUCGGCGUCCCCUCGGGACAAGCACCCCGGGGGCAGCGGGGGCAGUGGCGGCGGCGGGGGUGGGGGCGGGGCUGGCGGCGGGGGCGGGGGCAGCGGGGGCGGCGCCAGCGCUUCCAACUCCUUGCUGUACACUGGGGACCUGGAGGCGCUACAGAGGUUGCAGGCGGGCAACGUCGUGCUCCCGCUGGUGCACAGGGUGACGGGGACCCUGGCCGCCACCAGCACGGCCGCGCAGAGGGUCUACACCACCGGCACCAUCCGCUACGCGCCCGCAGAGGUGACCCUGGCCAUGCAGGGCAACCUGCUGCCCAACGCGCACGCUGUUAACUUCGUGGACGUUAACAGCCCCGGCUUCGGCCUCGAUCCCAAGACACCCAUGGAGAUGCUCUACCACCACGUGCACCGGCUCAACAUGUCGGGACCGUUCGGGGGCGCCGUGAGCGCCGCCAGCCUGACGCAGAUGCCCGCCGGCAACGUGUUCACCACGGCCGAGGGACUCUUCUCCACGCUGCCCUUCCCCGUCUACAGCAACGGCAUCCACGCGGCACAGACUCUGGAGCGCAAGGAGGACUGA